Molecule: messenger RNA, 3088 nt
Organism: Zootermopsis nevadensis
Lineage: Eukaryota; Metazoa; Arthropoda; Insecta; Blattodea; Termopsidae
Source: RefSeq, a predicted model, not a curated record
AGUGUUUUCCGUUUGUUGCAGGUUAAGAUCUGGUUCCAGAACAGAAGAAGCAAAUAUAAGAAGAUGAUGAAGGCUGCACAGCAAGGUGUGUCUCAGCCCAACAAUAACAACAAUGGUGGUCCCCAGCAACAUGGGUUGUUGCCAAGCAACGCCAACAACAAUAAUGCUCCCCACACCCCUGGCACGAUACCAGGUGCCAAUAGCCCUCAACCCCCGGGGGGUGGCAUCAUAGGAGGCGGUGGGUCUUCGUCCGGAAGCCAGCAUAGUCCAGGGGGGUAUCUACCCCACGUAGGCCACCAAAACCAGCCGCAGACACCGACGCCGUCUUCAACCCCCGUGAGCGACAUGUCGCCUCAAGCCCCUCACGGGAUGUCAGGUUCUCCGCCUGUUGUGUCUUGGGAUAUGAAGCCGACAGCGCCGGCACACCAUCCAGCUGCACACCACCCUCAUCACCACACACACCCCGGCUACAUGACCCAGUACUCCUGGUACCAACCAGACGCGAACCAAGGACUUCUAACUGUUUGGCCAGCGGUUUAACGAAGAUGAAAAAAAAAAAAUCGAGAAUAUAUUAUUAUAAUAUAAGUAAUGAGAGACGAACUUCAGUUGUAACGACAUAAAUCAAUUCUUGUUUCUGUGCUUGUGAAAAUACAAAGACAAUCAGAGUCACCUCUUAAAGAGAAAUUUUGUUGAAAGUAAAGUGACAAGAGUUAUGAUUGUGGAAGUUUUAACAAUAAAUUAAUAAAAUGAGCAUCUACAGUUGUCAUUAAUAGUGAUGUUUCCCAUUUUUAUCGUAGAUGUCUCUUUAUUCGUUGGACUUCUGAGUUACCGUCCUUAAUUACAGAUAACGAACACAUGUAUGUGAUGAAGAUUUUAUCCCUGUUUGUAAUAUGGGAGUAGUAAUACGAUUUUAAAUGAACGUUUUUACAAAACGUGUAAUAUAAAUACUGUUGUGUCUGUAAGUAUGUGUGUUUGUGUGUGUGUGUGUGUACCUAUUUGUACAAACUGACAAAAUCACAGUUUUGAUUUCAUCUCAUAGAAUAAACUGUUGUGUGAAGGUAAUAUUUAAAUAAAGAACAGACCAAAAUAAAAUGUUAAAAGCAACUGGAACGGUUUUACCGGAAAAACUGCUGUUUAAACACGACGUGAUACUGCCUACUGGUAUAAAUAAUAAUAUUGUUCUUUUUGGUUUAUGUUCUUUGAAACCGAUCGCAAUAUUGAAAUUUACUGAAGCUGUAGUAAACUUGUCGUUUCCAAAAGUUAGAGCGAAAUGAGUGUUGUGAAGAAUUGGUAUUGUUGCUUCCGGGGGCGGAAUGUGUCAAAUGUGUUAGCCGGGCUGACACAGCUAACACUCAGCCUCUGUUCUGGCUUCACUUCUUACUUUGUACUUUAAAUAAAUUUUUUUUUAAAAAUUUUCAGGCAAAUUCACAAUGUAUUCGUGUGAUCGGUUAAUAAACAGAUACAACUUGGCCCCUGAUAUUACGAUAAAAGUUUGUCUAGUAAGAAACAAUUGUUUUAUUAAGAGGAAGUAAGUAAUAUUUCUAAUUUUACACAGGAAAUGCGUUAACAAAACGAAUAUUUUACGGUAACCUUUAAUUUCUCUUUUAUAACUAAUGUAAAGUAUAGGGAGUUAUAAAAUAAAUAUCAGUGUACGUGUUCCCUUGCUGGGCGGUUGGCAGCACGCCAGAUGAACAAUUCAAAAAAAAAGACGAAUGCAUGUCAUAUGUUAUGUGAACGUUAUGUGUGAACUGAAUGUUAUGCUGUUAAAUAUUUUUUCCUUUGUGUUGUCACAGAUAGAGUUCUAUUUUCCAGUCGAAAUGAAUAAAACGAAACAUAACUGAAAAAAAUACAUUCUAACAUCAGAAAAAUAUAAUUAUACACAAAAUACACAGAUAUUAGUGCGUCAGUAGAAUUAUCUUGCAAAUGUUUCAUUAUUUUCAGUAGAAAUUAAAUUAUUGUCUGUCUCUUUUCUGCCAAGAAAUUAAAAUUUUAGAUAUUUAUCGAGAAGCUAUUUACAAAAUGGACAAGAUAUAAUGAUGAAAUUAUACAAUGAAGUGUAGAGACAAUGUAGCUACAUAACGACUUGAUUGUAAAAUUAUUUAAAUAAGCAUAAUUAAAUUGCAAUACAGUUAUUAGUCGUCAUACGAAUUUUUUAAAGCUCUCCCCGUCUGUUUUCUGCUUCUGAUUGAAAUUUCAUCCUUCAUAUAAGCAUAGGUAUGGCACAUAUCAGUUUUAAAUAGUUCUCUAAAUGAAACAUGGAAGUCAGAAUUAAAAUUCGGAAUACAUUACAAUAUAAUAUAGCAACAUAUCCGCAUAACUGUAUUCCAACGAAACAGGGUAUUAUUAUUUUAAUUCCUUUAAUAUAAUUAUCGAUACACAAAAUGCUUUUCUCAGAUCAUUGCCGCCAAGAAAAGAAAUACGAACAUCAGGACAGAAUUACAAAUUUAGAUAAAUAAAAACCGUUUUUAAAAAUGGGUGCAAAAAAUUAUUUUCUGUAAUGAAUACGUAUUUUAUGUUUCUAUCUCAUUGGCCUGGUAGAAGUAACAAUGUGAUUGUUACUGAUUAUUUUGGUAGUUAAUCGAGUCGAAAGACACAAAAAAAUAAAAUGCUGUUCUUCUCGUUUUCAGUUGUUAUGAAAGUGGUUUCCUUGAAAGUGGUCUUAUUUAUGUACUGUAAAAAAUUAUAUAUAUUAUAAUUAUUAUAUAAAUAUGGGACACUAAAAUAUUUGCAACACGAAGUCUCGGCUAAUCGUCACAAGUUUUUCCAGAAGAUAAUUAUAUUUUGAAGCGCUUUCCUUGUUUUAAUAAAUAAAAUGAUAAGUGUUUUCUUGUAGAGAAGGAUGAACACGAACAUGUACGCAUAAAGUAUUUCUACGAAAUAUAUGUGAGAGGCAACAGUAACGAAAAUGAAGCAUUGAAAACAAGAUAUUAAAAAAAUAAAAUAUAGGUAAUAAUAAUAAGUAUAUUGUAAGUGUCUUUGAAGAAAAAUGUGAAAUAGCUGUAACCUGUAUAUUUGACAAGAGGCAAAAUAUAUUGUGUUUUUUUUUCUUUUAUGUAAAAUACAGCAAAAUUUGUCCGGACGAAACGUA